This is a messenger RNA of Rhizophagus irregularis DAOM 181602=DAOM 197198, 2661 nucleotides long. RefSeq lists its product as uncharacterized. Gene Ontology annotation, cellular component: membrane. Gene Ontology annotation, biological process: transmembrane transport. The record is from RefSeq and is a predicted model, not a curated record. Lineage: Eukaryota; Fungi; Glomeromycota; Glomeromycetes; Glomerales; Glomeraceae. Gene Ontology annotation, molecular function: ATP hydrolysis activity; ATP binding; ABC-type transporter activity.
AUGUUUGAAAAUAAUCUAAGAUGGACUUACCUGUCCACAAUAUAUUUAAUAUGUUAUUUAUUAUUAAUGACCUCGUCAAUCGCUAAUGCACAAAGUGCUCCAGCAAUUCCAACAACUACUGUACCCAAUGCUACGCCUACUCCUAAGUCUCAAGAUGAAAUCUUGUCUUUACUAGAUCCGGUUAACUAUGUUGCGUUACUAUCAAAUAAAACUAUUCCUGGUGCCGAAAACAGUAGUGGCCAAUGUUGGUACUUAUCAACUCCACAACCGGAAGAUGGGAAGGUGAUACCUAAUACGAAUCACACAGUUACAUGGAAUUGUACAGCUGGUAAUUUCUGUAUGGGUCCGGAAAAGUCUGUGAAAUGUACAGCGGGUUUCAUAUGUCCGGAAAAUUCGGCACAACCCAUGUAUUGUUGCGCAGGUUAUUACUGUAACGAAGAUGCGACGGAAAUACACCCUUGUCCUAAAGGCCAUUUUUGUUCUCUUGGAAGUGUUUCACCGAUAUCAUGUCACAAUUUAGCUUAUUGUGCGGAAGGCUCAAAAAGUGCCAACAGAUAUUACAUUGUCGCAUUAGUUAUCCUUGCGGCUAUCGUAAUUGCUAUAUUAUUCGCGGUAAAAAAUAAAGCGGAUCGUUUGAAAACGGCUAAAUAUAAUAGAUUAUUAAACGAACAGAAAAUGAGUCAUGAAAUGUCUUUGCAACCUGUGAAAAGAACUUUUGAUAUUGAAUUUGAAAAUCUUGGAUUGGUUUUACCUUCUGGUAUCACGAUUAUGAAGGGAGUGACAGGAAAAUUAUCGCACGGCAGAACAUGUGCGAUUAUGGGUCCUUCAGGUGCUGGAAAAACUACAUUUGUUUCCCUCUUGACUGGUAAAGCAAAAAAGACAAGUGGUAUUAUAAAAGUAAACGGUGUGGAGGAAAAUUUAAGCACUUAUCGUAAGCUUAUAGGUUUUGUGCCCCAAGAAGACGUUAUGCUUCGAGAGUUGACUGUACGUGAAAUUUUGGUGCAUUCUGCAAUGAUGCGCCUGCCCACAGAGAUGAAUCGCGUUACCAAGAAACAAAGAGUACUUGAAACUAUACAAUUCUUAGAAUUAAGUCAUGUCAUGGAUUCAAUAAUUGGAGAUGAAGAACAAAGAGGUAUUUCUGGUGGUCAACGUAAGCGCGUUAAUAUUGGAAUGGAACUCGUAGCCGAACCAUCAAUUCUUUUCUUGGACGAGCCAACAUCUGGUCUUGAUUCAUCAACUGCAUUUGAAGUCUGUACUCUAUUAAAAAAUGUUGCUCAUAAUCAAGGACUUAUGGUUGCGGCUGUUAUUCAUAGUCCAAGUCCACAAGCAUUCGAAACAUUCGAUGACUUCCUUCUUCUUGGUAAAGGAGGAAAAAUUAUUUAUUUUGGUCCGCGUGAUAGAGCGUUGGAAUAUUUUAGUAACCUUGGCUACAAUUGUCCACCUCAAGAAAGUCCAGCUGACUUUAUGAUGGAAGUUGCGUCCGGUAAAGUUAAAUCGUCUGAAGGAACUGACAUAGACCUAUUUAGAGCAUGGGAAGAAUAUUGUAAGGGAGGAAAAGCCAUCCCUCACGAAAAAGGAAAAAGUGCUCAUGUUGAAUUAGAUGUGGGUGCUGAGAAACCAUCAUCAACAACAUUUGGACAAAAAAUCAAAUUUGCUUUCUUAGCAUUUCAUGUUCCAUUUAUACAACUCUUACAAGAUAUUUUUCAUUAUGUUCUUGAUGUAUUGUUAGAAUUUAUUGAUCUUAUAAAAAGAAUUGCCCUUUGUUGUGUGAAAGAUCCAAUUCGAGACACUCCAAACGUUUUUAUAGCAUUUACUUUAUUAUUUAAACGAGCUUGUUUACAGCUUUAUAGAAAUAGGACACAAUUUUUGUUGGACCAGUUGUUACAUCUAGGAUGUGGUGCUUUUAUUUCUCUUGCUGUUAGUAAUUUUACAUACAUUGGAAAGGCCCCUAGCGAACUUUGUAGUGUAACGCCUGUUGUCAUUGCACCAGCUUGUUUUUUGGCAAAAGAUUCUUUACAGCAAGUUGGAACUUUCAUGGCUCUAGGUGUAACAUUUGCUGGAAUCUCAGCCGGUGGUUCGACUUUUGGUUACGAAAAAGUGGUAUACUGGCGUGACACAGCAGCAGGAAUGCGAACGAUUCCAUAUUUUCUUGCAAAGUUCAUCGCGGACAUUCCAAGAUUAGUCAUAGCAGCAGCUAUGUUUACAUGUUCAUUUAUUCUAUUUUAUCCUUAUAGAUCUUUAAUUCUUGAAUUAUAUCUUAUUGUUCUGUUAUCUUAUCUAGCUGCAUGGACAAUGGGUUAUUUCUUGUCAGCAAUUGUUACCAAAGAAAAACUUGGAUUGAUCGGUACUGGCUUUGCACUCGGAUGGGGAUUAGUACUUUCUGGUGCUAAUCCAAAAUUAGAUGAAGUUGUGAAUAAUGAUAGCUACGUUUAUAUUCGAUGGCUUUGGGCAAUGUCUGCUCCAAGAUGGGAAAUUGAAGCUUUGUAUCUUAAAGAAAUUGAUCCGAGAAAAUGGUAUGAGAUACAUUCUGCCCCAUUAAGUAAUACUUACAAAUUCUCGGAUUUUCCAAUCUGUUUGAGAAAUAUUGGGAUAAUUUCUAUUGGUUGGGCUGCCGCUGCUUUCUUGGCCAUGAAAUUAUCUCAUCGUGAUAAACAAAAAUGA